UUAGACGACAAGGAAUGAAAUCACGGAACAGAAUAGUAUAGCGAGAGGGUGAAGAUAAAUGACAACGCCUUGUUGGUUUAUGGCUGAACAUACAGCUGACAGCACUACGUAGCCCAGGCAGCACAGCCAUAUUCGAGACAUCACUGCACAGCUAAAGAAGGCUGACGCUCUAGUGUCGCACUGACAUCACUGUAACCUUAGUUUAUUAACCAUAAAAAGAAACGAAACAAGGAAGUUUGGUGUAAUAUUACUUUGCUUUCGGUUUCGGAUUUUGAGAAUUGCUGAUUUCAGAGUUCCUGCUUUCAGUUCUGUGAGAAUGGACUCUACUUCAAUGUCUGUCAUAAAGGAUUGGGGCCCCCCUUUAGAAUGUCCCCCCACCUCACUUGAAGCUCCAGAGAAUUGCAGUUACUCACAGGUUGUGUUCAAUAAAAUGCAGACAACCUACCAGCCUGGCACUGACAUAGUUUGCUACUUUAUCUAUAGCAAAAACUUCCAAAGUGCCAAAAAAGACUGGGUUGGGAUCUUUAAGGUGGGCUGGAAAACUACAAGAGAAUGGUACACCUGGGUUUCAGCACAGAACAAGAACGACAGCUUAGAGAAGCAGGUGACAUUUCAAGCAUACUAUCUGCCAAAGGAUGAUGACUAUUACCAGUUCUGCUACGUAGAUGAAAAUGGAGUGCUACGUGGUGCCAGCAUCUCCUUCCAGUUCUGCCAUGGGGUUGAGAAAGAGGAGGAAAUUCUGCUUGUGACAACAGAGGAAGAAGCAUUAAAAACAAAGGAACAGCAAAUAAAGUCACAGGAAAUUAUUCUCGAGCAACAGAGAAAGUUGUCAGCACAGGAAAAGGACAGUCGUGCCCUACAGGAAGAGGUGUCUUCACUUAAACAGGACAAGCUGUGUCAGACCAAGCAGAUAGAAUCACUACAGGGAGACCUUUCUAUCUCUUCUAAGAAGAUGGAGGAACUGGAGCAGCAGCUGAAGGUGCAAAUGGAUUUGCAAAGAAAUAUGAAUGAGAAUUUGGAAUUGAAGGUGAAAUCCCUUGAAGAGGUGAACAGUUCAUUGGUGGCCAAGUUAGAUAAGUGUGAGAAAGAAAAGGAAACAUUCUGUUUGAAAAUGAAGGAGCUGAACCUGGCACUUAAGACAACCUCUGAUGAAAGGGAUAAUAUGAAGAUGGAACUGAGGAAGAUGGAGAGUUUGUCUGAGCAGCUACAGGGUCAGAAAGAGGAGAACAAAAAAGUCCAGAAAUUGCAAAAUACCCAGAGGGAGCGCUUUCAGGAGCUGGAGCAUAGGCUUAAAGAGAUGUAUGUGGAGAUGGAAGCAGCUCAAGGCAAGGGGCAUACACUGACUCACCAGCUGAAGGGCAAAGAGAGAGAAAAUACAAUCUUGCUACAGAAACUGGAGGAAAUCAAAUGCACUGUUAUGCAGCGAGAUUUGGAGCUUGCUGACCUGAAGAGAGAAAAGACAGAUCUGCUACAGGAACUGGAUGAGGUAAAAUGCACUAUUAGACUGCGAGAUAUGGAUAUUGAAGACCUGAGAGAAGCACAUAAGAGAGUAAAGGUGGAGACUGAAGAGCUUAGAAAAUUUCGUUAUGAUCAGGGCCCUUUUGAGGCUGCUCAUCUAUUUUAUGGAAAUCCAUAUGAUCCAUAUCCCACCAGUACAGAGAUGAAUACAUUAAAAUGCCCGCAUUGUGAACAACUGUUUUUGGAGAGAGACAGACAAGUGUUCCAGGAUCAUGUCAUAUGCCAUGAAUAUGAUGAAUAGUAUGUACCUGCUCUGACUUCAGCCUGUCUGCUUCUUGGGCCAAAAUCCUCUCCAUUUCUACAGCAUUUUAAAUGUACGGCAUCUGGAUAAUACAAAGUACUCAGCUAUAAAACCUUUUAUUAGCUAUAAUGAUUAAAAUAGUUUUAAUUUUAGUUUAAAACAACAAAGUAUUCUGUGUAAUGAAUUGUCCAAAUCCAGUCUGAUCACAACUUUAAUUUAAUUGGUUCUCAAAGUUUUUUGUUUUUUUAUCGUCUUUUUUUUUUUUUAUAGGGUGUUGGAAAACUGCAGGUGACAUGAGCAUACAUAUAAUAAUAUUCAAAAAUAAUCACCAUUCACAGUAAACCUAAUCCUGAAAAUUUGGAGGAUCAAUACUAUAAUAUUGCAAAGUGUAGUAAAUGUUCCUCUUGUCUCUAAAUCAGGCUAUGCUGCAGUUUGUUAGCUAUUCUAUAAUUAGAUAUUUAAGAUUACUAUGCUUCCCCACCUUGCCAAAUCCUUUAAUAUUGUUAUAUAAUUUGCAUAUCCAAUGAGAAUUGUUUACAUUUAUUAAAAUACUAUAAAUAAAUAUUGUUUUCAGAUCAGCA
Molecule: messenger RNA, 2340 nt
Organism: Bombina bombina (fire-bellied toad)
Lineage: Eukaryota; Metazoa; Chordata; Amphibia; Anura; Bombinatoridae
Gene: CALCOCO2
Product: calcium binding and coiled-coil domain 2
Exons: 14
Coding region: 317-1759 (480 amino acids)
Source: RefSeq, a predicted model, not a curated record